This is a messenger RNA of Spirometra erinaceieuropaei, 12451 nucleotides long. The record is from the annotation of a GenBank genome assembly. NCBI's taxonomy places the organism in Eukaryota, Metazoa, Platyhelminthes, Cestoda, Diphyllobothriidea, Diphyllobothriidae.
AUGGCACUCUCCUGCCAAGGCCCUGUGGAGGACAAACCAGAGAGGAUCCAAGUUGUCGAUUUGGAAAAGACAGUUAAAGAAUGGGCUUUGAACCACUUCAAAAAGUACACAAAUGUGAAGCGAAAAAAUAUGGAUAUACAGAUAAACUGGAACGACGUUGACAGUAGGAGUGAAAUGGUCUUCUGCGCAGACGUAAAGUCGGAUAAUGGAACAGAAAAUGAAAUCUCCAACGAGUCACAUUCUACUGGCCACGAUAACUGGCUCAAUCAGCAUGUCCUAUUCAGCAUGGAAUAUGUAAAUGACACGAAUGCGAAACAGGAAUACACGUUUCAUACGGAUCGUACAACCCGGAGGGUUUUCGAGAUUGAGAAGUCCAAAGGGUUCUCCUGCAGGAAAGAAGUCGGAAUAAAGCUACAGGUACCACAGUAUUUCACUAAAACACUUUUAAUGUUUCGGUUUAUUGUUAGUUACAAAUAGUAAUUGACAUUUCUUGAAUAAUGUCGUAUCUUUCUGUUCUGGAGUACGCAAAGUUGAAAUAUACAUUAGCCAAUGUUGUUCACGACAAGUCCGGCUAUAAAUUAAAUGCCAAACGAUAUUGACAGCUUUUUAAUUUCCUCGGAAAUUAACUGCUAACUUGGAGUUCAUCAGUCUGUUCUAGGUCUAUAGGAUCAGACCAAAGUUUUUAUGUAUGAGUGGACUUCGGCAUAAAUAUUCAUACGUGAAAACCUCGCUUCGGACCUAUAGACCUAGAAUAAGCUGAUCUACUCCAACCUUACAGUUAAUUUCUGAGGAAAUUAAAGAGCAGCAAUUUGUAAAUUGGAGUAUCUGUCAGAAAACAGACGGGGAAUGCUGGGUGACCCGCUGAUGAGCCGAACCCUUCUCAUCUGUGUCAUGCAGCGGCAUAAUAUCGGCAACUCACGCGUGCAUAGGCUUUUGGCUAACACCUUUGCUGUUAGUAUGGUACCCAUUACCCCAAGGAUAUUGACGAAAUUAACAGCAGGAGCAUUUAAAAAACACCUGAGUUAGUAUGACCUAAAUAUACAAACAUAAGCAACAUGAUGUACUAUAUCAGACAGCUGAACAUUACUUUUUCGGAAAGAGUGACAACGGAAUUGAAUAGCUUUCAAACAACUGUAUUCUAUGCAUUACGAAGCCAAAAAAAGUUGUCAGGAAAAAAUAAAUGUUACAAUCAUAAUUCGGUUGUGUAACCGUAUCAGAUGCAAGUCCUUUUAUAUACUGGAUACGCCAGAAGAAACGCUCAUUAUAUGAAAAAACACUGUCAGCGUCAUGCGUUAAUAUGUUUUUAAUGUAGUGAAAAAUGGAAUACGUGAGGGUUAUGGUUGUGGUGGAAACAAUGAGUUUUGUAUAAAAACUUUACUAUGAAACAGGUUACGAUCUCUUGGCAACGGGCGUCCUCUAGCUUAAAAAGUCUGUCAACUAACACGGUAUAAUGCCCCACAGUAAUGUGCAAAACAAUAUUUUUGAAGCUAGGACUUGGCAUUGUUCAUCCUUGCAUCCGGAGCCAUAGAUGUAUUUCGACCACAAAACAGCAGCAUGACUUUAGCCCAUUUUAGCCAAACACAUUCGCAUUUCACAGUUUAAAAACAACACAGCUGUAGACAAGGAAAUUUGCUCUUUAUUAUUAAUAUCUACCUGAAAUGGCGUACUUUACUGCUGAAAACUCAAGUAUAGUUCCUGCACUGGUUCAUAUUAAAUCAAAGCAAAAAUCUGUAUACCUUAGUAGUCGAGUGACAUAUGAAUUGGCUUGUAGCCGCGAAGGUCCUUAGAUAUAUAGCUUGCAGUGAUGGGCUAUUAUCAGAUUGGUUUACGCUUGAUGAUGUUUAGUCAGAUGUCCUACUUAGGUCAUGACCGCAGACUGUGCUCAUUUAACAUCCAACCCAUAUUUGGUCACUUUUGGAAUUGCUACUCUAACUGCCUAAAGAAAAGUCAAUAAACACUAGGUAAACAUAACUGGGGGGCACUCUAAAAACAGCAGCGUUUAAUUGCGUAUCUCGGGCCUCACCUGUGGGCAGCAACAUGGCAGUUUUCAGUAGUAGUGAAAGGGCAUGUAGGCUUAUUGAUAGAGUUCUCUGCAGGUUAUUGCUGGGAACUAAGACUACAGACUUCUGCUACGAUAACAUCAAGGGCCGCCAGCCGGACAUUCAUCACCACAUCACUCCACGCCAUUCCGCGAUUAAGGCUCUCUGAUCACGAGUUUAGCCAUUUCAACUUCAUUAAGAUUUUCAGAUGUUGCAUUCAUUUCAACCGGUUACAGAAAGUCUCACUAACUGGCUAGAUGCCUAACUUCAUGAUUUUUACGUCUACAUGAUAACGCAGGAAGAAAGUUUCUGAAUAAUCUGAGAAGGCGCCAUGCUUUAGCGCAAUUUAAAAUAACAGAAUAUUCAACAUAUUUAAUAAACUUUGGUUGAGAUUUCGCAAAACCGCUGUUUUUGAAGAUUGUUUAUAUAAUGUUAACCAAAGGCUGGCACAGACUGAAACAUGGACAGCCGUUUUGGUGCGGCAUUUGAUGAUCGAUUAGUCUUUUAUUAUAAAAUGUCUCAGGUUGUAGAAAACUCUAACUUGGCUUCAUUUUGAGCAGAACAUUUUCUACACGAUUUCCUAAAUUCCAGUCUUCGAAAGGGACAGUACAUUUGCUAAGUCAAAAUGUCCCUUAUACAACCUUGGGAAGACUAGAGGUAACACAUUUCAUUUUAAUGAUGAAAUAGACUUUUGAUAUGCAGACCAACACUGUGACUAUUUAUAUCUAGUACUUAUAAACCUUAGUGAAUUACUAGAGAAAUACAAACGCACGAACAUGCAAAAACUAGCCAAACUUUCCGAACGGAAAGCAUUUCCAUUUGCAGAAGGACGGUCAAGUGUUUUAAUAACGUGCAUGCACAAAUAAGCGGAAGAAAAAGGCGGUGGCAAAUUAUCUAGGCAAACAGGCGUUCGUUUGCAUUGGUGUUAAGAAGAUCCAUACAAUAAUUUCGGUAUGUAACUACCAGAACAGUUCAAAUGUCGAAAGGAAUAAAAGUGAUGUAAAUAGCAAAAGACACAGGGACAGUAAUUAGCUAAGCGUAUAUCGGGUCAGGCCGACAGUUUCAACUAACGAGUGGCAAAGGUAAACCCUACCUCGCACCUAAUUCUUUAAACCCAACGACGUUGGCCUCAUUUAAAAUGCCGGUAAGGACUAGGUUUGCAGUUUUGAAGAUAGAUUUUUCGACUCAGACAUUUAUCGGAUGUGUUUUAUAAAUUUUUGGCUAGCCUAUUUUUCACAUAGCGCUUGCAAGUAUCCAAAAUUAAUUUAAGUAUAUUAAGCAUGGGAGUUGAAUACACCUAGUACGGUAUGCCCUGAAACUCGCGAAAUACUGAAGGAGAUGUUUGGUAUGCUUUCAUAUAAAACAAUACUUGCGUUCGGCUGAAAAGUUAGACAUAUGUGAACAAAUGUUUGUUAUUAACGUAAAAACAGACGAAAGUGCCAAGUAAUCAUUAUUUGUGAAACAGUUGAGUGUACCUUGAACUGGAUGUAUAUCGGUUUUAAAACUAGGCAAUCCCGUAAAUGCUGACAUGCAAUAUUUGCUUUCACACUCUCGUAUUUUGAAAUUGAUUGUUCUGUAACCUCUUUUGAUGUUGUCGUGCGCAACCCCAAACGUUCGCUGAAAGUAAUCUUCCGCAGAGACCACCCCGUGCUCGUAAAUUAUUGUAAUAGGCAUGGAUCAGGCGAAUGUCUUUUAAGCAACACUGCCACACCCUGUGUCAGUUGGCCUUUUGAAUAGCAAAAAAUGGCUGACAAUCAAAAUCUUUUUCAAUAGCAUAAAAUCGUUCUAUAUAAAAAUUAUGAAAAGUACACAACUUUCCAUAAAAUGCGACUCAUAUGAAGGCUUAAGCAGUUUAUUACAAAAAAAAACAAUCUGAAAUGCGCAAUACAUAGGCAUUUAUGAAGUGUGUACUCAGUAUAACUAUUGUGGAGAACGAUCUAUUAAAAAUCGGUACUAGGCAUACUUCAAGUGUACCAACGAUUAGGCUUCCCAUAGUUAAUUUUGACUCAUGCGCCAGAUAUAUUUUCCAUCUGAAGGGUAAAUAACCAUUUCCACCAAUGGUUCAUCAGUUUCGUUGUAUGUAAUGCUUCUGCUUGUUCGCAAAGCUAUGGCCUUGAAAAUGAAAGCCAGAUUUCAUCAUGUUCACUGUUUUACAAGCCAGUGUUCCGUUUAAAAUGGAUGGUCCGGCUUCUUUUGUCGUAUAAUUGAAGUCGUGCAGAGUUCACUGAUUUUUCUGAUUUGUAAGCGAUAUUCAAAAAUCAGGUUUACAUUUCCCCUGAAUUGAGAGGAGAAUCAAGUUACGAUCCCAAUACUAAAUAGGAUGUUACACUUACCUAAGGGUCUCAUCGCCCAUCUGCGUUAACAUCAUUCGAAAAAAAUCUCAAAAUAAAUUGGCUUUUAAUUGAUUUUUGGAGUUUUGUAUAAGUCAAGUCACAUUUUUCCGAGAAGAAUGCGCGAGAAUUGGGUGAUGGCGAGUAUACUUCCUCUAAAUCUAACAUUCCACCUCUUAGUAAUGGGUAUUUUCGAAAAUCACACAUCGGUACUCCCUGUUCUAAUGCCGAAAAAUUUCAACUGCCAUUCAUGGGGUUUUCAUGCAAUUUAUAUUGAUGCAAUAUUAUAUGCGCAUCAAUAGGUCUCUUUCUAACUGCACAAAGAAAUAUCGAGAGAAAAUAUUUGACGGCAAUUUGUGGAAUCUGAUGUUUUGUUGAUAUGACUCAUUGUUUUCAAAAUUUAGCGAAGAUAGCACACAUAUUUAUAAUUUAUUUAUAAUUACAUAUGGGUUCUGAAACAAAAAUAAUUUUCCACGAAAUGUGCAUGUUCUCUAGAAGGCAUUGCGUGAUGGUUAAAUUCCCUCUAUGACGCAAACCCUACACGCUACCUAAGUAACGAAACCUUGUAAACUACUCCUUAUUUCUCACGCGAAAAUGUUCCAUUUUAAUGAAUCUUGCCACCCUAUUUACGCAAUACUUUAAUCUUGGAAGUAUUUCAAAAUAGUUUAACCAUGCUUUAUUAGCUUUUGCGGUAUUCCCCAACCCUUUCUUGCAUAAACUAGGUUUAAGUUUUGUAUUUAGGCUCCUGAACAACUACUAGAGGUGACGGGCAACUAUUCGCAAGAACUGACUCUCAACAAGGCCUCUCGACACUCGUUUGAGGAAGAAUUGACCUGGGGCACAGAUUACACAAUUGGUGUUGACCCGGACUGCACUGCGACCGUGAUGGUACGAACUACCUCUUUGUACUCCUUAAAACUUUACGACAAAGGGGUUUUCACUUCGAGCGUCAUUUCAUGGUUGAGAUUAAAUGCAUUAAGUUUACCUUUGACUGACAGGUUUUUAUUUUGACUGGACCUAAAGAAUUUCUCCAUGUAUAUCGGAACACUGAUAUCUUUAGCAAUAAUUAUGCUUCAGAAAUAUAGAAAGGUUACUUUUACCUUACUCCGAGGUAUGCCCUAGGUAGUCAUGUGCACAUUAGACUGCCUGGUUUAAUUUUCUAACAGUUAUCUCAGAAAAUACGUCAAGACAUCGAUUUGGCCACUUCAUAAUUUACUACCAAAAUUUUGUAUUUUUGUGACGAACGUUACAAAAAAUCCUGUAUUUUACAUCCUAAAAAUAUCUGAAACAUGACUGCAGUCGUUUAAUAGGUGACCGCUUCAAGUAAACUUCUUACGACGCCAGAAAUCAGCGUCAGUCUUACUCAGUAAACCUCUUCCGGACAUUAAUUUUAGUCUAUGCACUAAAAGCAUUGCACAGGUGGUCAGGGCGAGAAUGUACUUCUGAGUCGAAACGAUGGAAAUUGACGACAAUCCAAGAACUACUCAUAAGGUUGGGCUUUUCUAUUGAUUAUCGCAUGUGAUUAUCUUGAUCAAACUGUCCAACGGCCGCGAUCGCGACUGCGUAGGUCUGGGUAAUUACAAAGUCAACACGACACGGGUUCAAGUGCAGUUGAAUGAGCUAUAUGCAAAAAAUGAUGCAUGCCCAAACCAGAAGUUAGCCAACGCUAGUAGUUGGGCAUCGCUGACUGAUGACAGUUAGUGAGUCAACUUCAGCGUCCCCGUAUUUGCGGUCCCCAUAUGCUUGCAGGUUACCAUGGGACUUUGAAAUAAGGUCAAAAGAAUACCAGUUUUUUCUCAAAAGCGGCAGAUAUUUUAUUGCAUAUUAAUAAGAUCGUGUAAAUUCAAACGUGCAACUGUAAUGCGAGGAUAAUUUAAUGUUUUUUAGUUAGGUAACUAGUGAAGAUACUUUGAAGUGGGCUGGACUACCCUUUAUAUAGUUCAUAUAUCGAAUAAGCUCGCAUACAAAUGUAGUAACUUCGUAUUUUAAGGACAUUCGAGGUUGAAGGCCCACGAUUCGCAGAUUUUUGUUUGAGUAUAUGUUCUGUAAAAUUGCACUAUCAAUCGUUCGUACUUUUGAGGGGAUGGUCAAGUCAAAAGUGCGGUCACAAGCUUCCAAUAAAAUGCAUAUGAAUAUCUCAUUGGACGCACUGCUCUCCCUCGAAAUUACAUUUAAUUCCUGUUUGCUGCAGAAAUGUCGUCUGAAAAAUAUCAUGUUUAGUAGCGUGUUUGCACAUUUUUCAGAAGCAGAGCGAAAAGAUGGUUAAAUCAAGCAAUCAAGUGACCUGACGUGACCUCAUUUAAUUUCAAAAUUUAAUGGGACAGAGAAUCUUUGAAUGGGUCAGCGCAGGUCCGUUAGGCACAUAGUUGCAUCAUGACCCGUCAAAAGGGCGUAUCCUGGGGAAAGGAGCAUUUUAAAGAAAUUUCAAACUAAAUUUCGGUCGAAAGGUACAAAUUAGGCUUUCGAGGUCUACGGUCGUGACUUUGAGCCAACACGUGUUCUGCAGCUGCUGACCAAUGGUCUAGCCUUUUGAAUAAGAGCAAAGUUAACAUUUUAUUGACUAACCGAAGUCCUUUUUGUUUGCGAAGGUUGAAGAAGGGUACACGCCAUGAGUCCAUAUUCGUGAAUUUAAAGGUAGUUGCCUUUGACCGUUUGUUGCUCUUAGCUGUGAGCUGUCAUCACUUCUGAACUGAUGUGGUUGUCACAAAACCCAUGUUUCUCUCAAAUGCUGAACUCGCACUUUUAUCCCCUCCUGUGUUGUACAGGAACUACUGAGGCGGAAAGCAUCCUUGAGGGCAGAGAUGUUGUACCCCUUGUUGCUGACAUUAUCGUUGGAUGCUUGCCAAAUUAACCGUCAGAUAUUAGUGACGGUCAUGAAGGCACUGCGUUCCUUAGCCCCUUGAGCUCUCGUUGUGAUUUCAUGAACUUCUUGCUGGUGCUCGAAAUGGGGAUUACCUUUGCCAACGAGAUAGCUGAGAAAAACACCCAACGAUAAGUCUACCCAUGAAAAAUUAUGUGUUCAGUGAAUCGGGAUAUUUGGGGAGCAGAUAUGUGUGUUUACGUGACGUCAGAGUACAGUGCGACUGUUUGCAGGUCUUUGUCACUUAUUCCUUCAUUCCACUCAACGCAGAACUUUCUAAUAGAAGAUGAUCCAUAUCUUUUUUUGUUUCUGAUGAUGGGUUCGAACAGGAAUCCGAAACGGCAGGCGAAUAAAGCCUUUGUUCCAGCGAUCGUGUCAUCUUCUUCGAGCGGAACUGUUUGUUAAUCCAAUUUCCCUACUACCACAGUUUUUCAUUUCACCGACCGUAAUUAUUUACUAGACAGGAACAUCAUGUGAAAGCACGGAAGUGAUUCUCUAGAGGAUAGGCGAGCGAUUGUUUUUACCAAAAAAAACAGCAUGAUUCUUGAAUGUCUGCGUGUAUAAUUCUAAUUCAUCAUGCCUGCUCGCUCUGCUGUGUAGCAUACGGUGGACAUCAUCGGUCUCGAUGGUCGAACUGUCAUAAUUAUAACUACUUUAUCAGGUUUUGAAGGUAAUAUAGUAACUGUGGACAAGUGAUCACUAGAACGACCGGAGACAAUUUCGGAUGACGAAAAAACACUUGGCGGGGCUGGUAAAGUGAGCAAUGGUAGGAUAAAGAAACCGAAGAGAGCGCCUAGGGGUCGUUGGGGCAUUUACUGUGGAGGAUGAACCGUAUGGGCCUCGUACUGCAGUAGACAGUGAGCUUGCAGUAGGGUCCUCUGCAUCCUAGGAAGACUCCUUUCGAACAGACCCGUUCUUUUUACCAUACAAGGCAAACACUCUCACAGCUGAUACAAGCGAAGAUGCGAGUUCCAGGAUUCAAGUAAGAGUCCCAAACGUCAGGCGAAUAAGGCCCUUGUUCCAGCGGUCGCUUAUUCUUCUGAUCAACUCUCACAGCUAUCUGGUGCUGUGCCCAAACGACUUUGUUAGAACCUAUUCGUUGUCCACUUUCCAUCGGGCAUCCAAGAAUGGAUUCAUAAGUAGUCCUCUAAGCGCACAUUGUUGGUCAAAUGGGCAACAACUUUUUGAAAUCCUGGUAUGCUUUGCUACAGACGGUACCUUGAAUGGGUCUACAACAGGGAGUGGCAUGGAAAAUUCUUGCAGGAUGGCCUUCAGUUGGUACUCCUCUCUAAACAACCGGCGUGAAUCUUGCCGUGAAAACAUUCGCCACACACGCAACUGUUUUUUUUCAGAACUCAUGAAUUGUUCACUAGGCUUAGCAAAAUUAGGCAAACAAACAUUUCCUAGUUUCCGCAACUUAGGAAAAAUCACAUUUCAAAAUUUCUUCAGUCGAACGAAGAAAUUUUCUACUUCUAGUUCGAUAAGAAUGAAAAUACUGAGAAGCUUGCGUAGAUCUUAGAAAAUUCUAAUACCUGCACGGACUGAUGGAGUGACUCUUAACGGCGCACCAUUCAGUUUAUUUGUAGGGAUUAAUUUGGAACCUAUCUAAGCAAUCAUUUCCAGAUGAAAACAGACCUAAGCAGUAGACAUAUUUUUCGGAUGCAGACGCAUGCAAAAAGUCCCAACAUGACGCAUGUGUGCGCAAAAAUAGAUAGUAAAAGACAUGAACAGCACAAACACUAAAAUAAAUGCCUAGGAUAGCAGUAAGAUCAUCAGAGCACAACUGUGGAAUGAAGAGCAGCCAAUCAAACGCUUCAUGAAAGGCAAAGUCUUUAAAAGGUUAUAAUUACAUACAUACAGUAGAUGUGCUAACUCGUGAAAUGUCAACCAAAAUUUCGAAAUGCGUUCUCGUUUCGAAAAGAUAAAUUAAGUAGUGUUGUAAAAUUAAUCAUGAUGCAGCAUAAAUCUAUAAUGAUCCAGUUACCGCAGGGUGUCCGGCUUUUGAAAGAACUUAUUUUCGGCUGCGUGCAAGAUCUAUAUACUGCAAAAAAUGACUACUUGUUUAGCAUGCAAUUUUCUCAUUGAUUUUCAAUGCCCUUGAAAAUUCAAUUAUAUUUCAUGAAAAACAUGCAUAAAAAUAUUCAUUCUUUUACUUAUUCGGUAGAAAAUCACGUCUUCUUCCAAUUUUAUAGUCAAAAGAAGAGUAUAAUUCGGUUUUAAAAAACUUUUCUAAUUCCCGAAUAAUUUUGAACCCGACCUGCUGUUGCACUUGCAUUCUGGGUUUCAAAACUGCAAGCUGUAUAUUUUCCGUGUACAGAAAACCAUGCAUUUCUCUACGGUGUUAAGAGGAGACAAUAUGAGUUUCAUAAAAUUAAGCAGUGGAUUUGAGCAAGAUUGUUAACUUUACAAGCCACCUUCGUAAAUGCAGAUACAUGACGUUUCAUGAACGGCUAUUUAACGGUGUUAAAAAAUCUCACAAUUAGAAACUUUUGUAAAACCGAAUUAUACUCUUCUUUUGACUAUGAAAUUGGAAGAAGACGUGAUUUUCUACCGAAUAAGUAAAAGAAUGAAUAUGUUUAUGCGUGUUUUCCAUGAAAUAUAAUUGAAUUUUCAAGGACAUCAAAAAUCAAUGAGAAAAUUGCAUGCUAAACAAGUAGUCAUUUUGGCAGAGUAUAGAUCUUGCAUGCAGCUGAAAAUAAGUUCUUUCGAAAGUCGACACCCUGAGGUAACUGGAUCAUUAUAGAUUUAUGCUGCAUCAUGAUUAGUUUUACAACGCUGCUUAAUUUAUCUUUUCGAAACGAGAACGCAUUUCGAAAUUUUGGUUGACAUUUCAUGAAUUAGCACAUCUACUGCAUAGAUAUAUUAGUAGGUGAAGGCAGGCUUCGCCUUCUCAUUAUAUCACCUCGGAAUGCGCACUACAUCAGUUAUUCAGUAUGAAUAUAUGCUUAAAGACAGGCAUCUCAAGAAAAAUAAUUUGGUAGUAGGUUCUUUGGGAACAUGUGUCAAAACUCGUUGAAAGAUUCCUGAGUAAAAAUCAAAUACAAGUGAUGCGCAGACCGGUGACUACCUUAUGCGGUCGGCUUGUAUAUCCCAAGGAUAUGUCUGACUAUCUGCAGCAGAAGAAAGUCGCUUACAAAAUCCCACGUGAGGCGUGCGAUUCCGUAUAUUAUGGCCGAACCGGAAAGUCCGCCUCCACGCGCAUCCAAGAACAUCAGUUAACUGUUGAGAGGCGAGACCACCUGUCUCAAAUGUCCAUGGACACAUUCGAUAACCGGCAUUCUUUUACAUGGGACAUGACUCGCAUCGUCGGCAUAUGCCCUACCUAAAAAGAGCAAGAACUUUUUGAAGCCAUGCACUCAGAUGACUCAUGCAUUAAUCGGCAUACUGAGUUAAGCGACAUAUACAAAAAUCUCAAGGAAAAGUGGAAGAAACGGUAACCAAUCGAUACACAAUAAUGUAUGCGGCGGACACCUACUCGCAGAAUCGCCGGAGAGGUAUUGAUUUUUUGGACACAUUUGAAAUAAUGUUACGAAUAAAGUUCUUUCUUCUCCCAAAGAACCAACUGUCUUCAAAUAUAUACAUAAUGGGCAAAUGUAACCAUAAGUACACUGUCUUCUACAUGUUAUUAAAGUUUUCUUCCAUAAAAUAAUUAAAGGCUUAUACACAAAUAAUGAUAGCUUUUCCGUCACGACUAAAUAAAAUGUUUUUCAAAUUUUAUGCUUUUUAAGAAAUGUUUGCUCAGUGUUUAUUCCAAUUUUUUGAAUUUAAGUGAGCUAGACAUAUAGUGCGCAUUGGUAUUGAAAUAUUUCUCAUAAGGCCAACUUUGGUUAAGGUCAGUAUCCUUAAUUGGGUUAAAACGAAAACUAAGCCAUAAAGGCGUACCACGAUUUACUUAUAUUUCGAAAAGUCACUGAAUAUUGGGCUUUUUUGCUAUGUUCUGCGAAAUAUUCCUGUAAGCGUGGAAAGUGUAUGCACGCUAGAACAGAAAUAGUCUUUUGGAGUUGUAAGUACUUUUUCAAGCAAAAAACCAACUAAAUUUACGAACUGAGGUUUCUGAAGAAGACAGGACAUCUGUUCUUUCGUAAAUAACGCGUUUUCUUAUAUGUGAUCCCACUUUGCUUAAUGGCAGGGAGAGUGGCUUUCAGACUGUGGAAUUCGCUUUGAUAAAUAUCUUUCAGGUAGGGUAACGUGCAUUUUUAUCAUUGACUGCGCAAAUGUUCGCAUAAAGUUACGGUAAGUACUAAUAUUGACAAAAGCCUAUCCGUAAAAAAGAAUUUACUCUUUUACAAAUACUUGCACAGUUUCGUUUAUAACAUAAUUCAGCAACAUAGUCCGCUUUAGAAGCUUACGUCUCGCUAACCUGUGAAGCAAAUAAUUAAAACUGUGGGCCGUGCUGAUCGGUCUUUCGGAUUCCGAUCAGUAGGGUUUACCAGUCGGGUCAUGAUAUCCAUUCCAUAAAUUAGAAAAAUAUCAUCUAAAUAAAAUGUACUUGAGGAAAUCACUCGCAUAUUGACUCCCUAACAUCUGCCAAACGUUGAAGAGAAGGAGCACACUUAUCCGUCAACUACUGUCGUCCGACCAAUAAAUGCAUAUUAUAUUAAGGGACAGUGUUUGGAGUAAUGGCAAAGUAGCCGAACGUGUUAGUCUAAAAUCUUCCCACUGUCGUCUAUGCUAAUUUUACCUUAUUUUAUGCCUACAGUUAAAAUAAACUCUGACCGCUCGGCUAGACGUUGAUUAAUUCUGAGGCAGCCCUUCGUAUCCUAGGAUUCGCUGGCCAUUCCGAUGCAGCGAACCAAAUAUUUCAAUGCUCAUUUGAAGUCUUUAUUUUAAAAUUGAGGUUAUGUAUGAGUUUUUGGAAACAAAGCCCCCCAUAUCGUAACCGUUUUCCAACGUUUUAGGUUACGGUCAAAGAAGGACGAAAGACAUGCAAGUUCAAAGUGAGAACGAAUUUCUACGGAAAAAUUCGAGCCUCCAUGAUCGAUAAGAAGAAUCCGAAGUCCUUCAUGCAAUUUACUGAACAGGAUAUUGAAAAAAUCCUAGCGGAAGAUCUCCUGCUGCGUCGUUGUGGUCUGCUUGAGCAGGACAAGACCACCAAGACUGUUUACCUUGUCAGCGAGGGGCAGUACACGUUCCGGGUCAAUGCCCAGCAGAAAGUUGAGGUGAAGCAGAAGGCAAAUGCUACGAAUAAUCCUUCAUCCCAAAAAAACUGUGAGCCUGUAUAA